This is a messenger RNA of Dendronephthya gigantea, 4387 nucleotides long. Its product is annotated as NACHT, LRR and PYD domains-containing protein 3-like. The transcript has 5 exons. Gene Ontology annotation, molecular function: protein binding. NCBI's taxonomy places the organism in Eukaryota, Metazoa, Cnidaria, Anthozoa, Malacalcyonacea, Nephtheidae. The record is from RefSeq and is a predicted model, not a curated record. The coding region runs from base 919 to 3960 and encodes 1013 amino acids.
AUGGUUCCAAUUACCUAUGUCAAAAUAUAAAAUAAACAUCAAGAUAGUGUGAUUGACGACGCAGAAGAACUUCUCGGAGAAGGUUUUGAAGAUCACGAAACCCCAGCACUGCAAGACGAACAAAGUAUAACCUCCGCGUUGACCACUAUGAGCCAAGCUAUUGCAGCCAUGAGUGAAUCACUCAAAGGCUUGCAGUCAUCUCAGGAUCCCUUCCAAACGGCAGAAUCUGCCCGGAAGAGGAAUGCCAGCGACUCACAGCCUGAAUCAGGCCAAGGGUCCUCUAGCGAAACGCUCCUUGCCUCGACCGAGAACGGGCCAGAGAAAAAGAAACGACCAAACGACGAAGACGAGGCUGACCCUUUGCUUGAUGAUCACUCAGGUCCUUGAGGAAACGGAGAAAACCUCUCCUAAAAUUACACCACAGCUUGCCAACAUUAUAAACAAGCGGUGGUUAAACAAGCUCAACGAUGACCAGCUUAAAGAACAACACAAUAAAUACUUUCGACCGGAAAAUUGCGAGCGACUCAUCGUCCCGAAAGUUAACCCAGAAAUUUGGAGCAAACUUGACCGCUCUACGAGAGGGCGCGACCUACAACUGAGCUCCCUUCAAUCAGCGUUGACAAAAGUUGGCCAUAUAACAGCGCAAACCACCAAUACUCUACUAGCUGCUCGCGCUGACUCCAGCGCCCUCGAUAUUGCUCAGUUAGUCCGCAUGAAUGCCGAUGUUAUUGCCCUACUGGGACACAUCAGCUUUGAGUUAUCACAGAGACGACGCGAUGCUAUACGGCCUCAACUCCAUCGCGAAUUCAGUCCAUUGUGUGCGUCUCAUGUUUAAAAAGGGUGUUGGUGCAAAAUAACAGCAGGGUGGUCGUCAUGUGAUCAAAUCUAAUCUUCUGGCAAAAUUAGUAAAUUACAGACAUGGAGGUUUGCUUAAAACUGAUUCCUCGUAAUUGUUACAAUACCUACAGUUCAGUAGUUCUUGGUUUGUUUGUAGCAAUUGGUGUUGUUCUAAUUGGAAUCGCGAGUGAUUACGAGUCGAAAUCAAGUCUGGAAUGUGACCUCACGAGCUCUUUAUUCAAGGGGAAGUACAUUGAAACACAAUGUCGUCUUCAAUAUGCCCAAGAAUUCCUCCCUUCGUUAUCUCUCAAUGUCCAGAUUGUGAUAAGCUUUGGACUUGUCGUUGUGUUGAGCGUUGUUUAUGGUUACCUGGUGAAACAUAGAGUCGACAUCUUCGCAAAUAAUCCAAACACAACGACGAACGAGGGUGUAGAAGAAAGCCAGUCACUACAGUCUGAAGCAUCGCCAGCCACACCGGAAGUCUAUCGAGGUAGUAAUCGUCGUUAUUUUGUAUUUAUGGCUUACAUAAUCCAUUUGAUCGUUUGUCGUAUAAUACCACUGACAGUAUUCUCUGCAUUUCUCUUAACCUCGUCCAAUUUUCCGACCCAUUUUGAAUGUCCUGUGCCCAAUAUGAAAACAACAACUAGUACUUCCCAUGAGAACGUCACACGGUCAACUACGAAUUCUUCAUUUGUGGACUGCACUUAUUCAAUGGCUGGGAAGAAACAAUAUGUUGUUGUCGGCUUUAUCACGAUAAAUUUUCUCCUGGAUACAGUGACACUCGUUGAGAUUGUUUAUCUGUUGUGGUCGGCAUUGAAGAGACCAACUUUCCAUACUGAUCAGGAGUUCAUUAGCGUGUACCUUUUACGAAAACGAACCAAAACUAUCCUAGAAAUAAACGAAAUAAUUCAAUCAAUGCAAUCUAAAAAUUUAUUUGACCUGACUGCGAUCUUUGGAGGGAAACGUUUGUCAGAUCGAAAACUGGAGGAGAUCUAUAUUAAUGUUAUGAUUCAAGAUGGAAGGGAAACAACCUAUAAUUCCAGGAGAAGAUAUAAAGAUAGACAUGAGAUUUAUAAAGCUCGUUUAGAAAAACUCCCUAAUGCAAAACCCCUCGAUAGUACAGCAGAAUUAUUUCAAGCAGCAGAACCUGAGAAACAACCUAGAACUGUUCUUGUGGUGGGUAGACCUGGAAUUGGAAAAACUCUACUGACAAGAAAAAUAUUUCAGGAGUGUCAAAAACGCUUAGAAAGAUUCUGGCAUGGAAGAAUUGUACUAUUGAUUCAACUGCGUGAUUUUAACAAGGGAGAAACAAGUCUUAAAGAAAUAUUAAGUCAGGUUCAUGGUUCUGUUAUGCCAGCUCAUUGCAACAUGACCAUCUAUGAAUAUGUUUGCAGGAACCCAAGUGAUGUGAUUCUCGUUUUUGAUGGCUUAGAUGAACUUAAAGUUGACAAAACUGAUGAGAAGAUCGUAAACAGCCCAGACAAAGUGUGUCAUAUUUUUCUUAUCCUUAAACAGCUGGUGGAAGAAAAACUAUUGCCUGGAGCUACUGUGUUAAUCACAUCUCGACCUACAGCAGAAGAUAUUUAUCAGUAUCUAAAGUUUGAUCGGGAAGUGGAGAUACUGGGUUUUAAUGAGGAACAAAUAGAAAAGUAUGUUAAAAUGUUUUGCGAUAAUGAUAGGAAAAGUUCAGAGAUGUGGCAAGUAAUCAAGAGUUCGCCAGAACUAUUAAGCUUCUGUUACAUACCUGUCAAUUCUUAUAUAGUGUGCUUGACAUUAUAUGAAAGCAUUGAUUUUGAUCAACAUGUGAAGGAUGAAAGCUACAGCAAGAUUCCUAAAACAAUGACUGAACUGUACAAAAGAGCUAUAAAGAUUUUGCUGUUAAAACACAAUUCAAAAUACAGGAAUGAAAAAGUCCCAAAGGAUUACUUGACUGCAGAAUUUCCACAACUGCUUCAAACAGACCUGGACAGGUUGAAGAAAAUUGCAAGCGAUGGAAUGGAAAACGAUCAGUUAGUUUUCGAGUUUAAAAGCAGCGAUAAAUAUGUGGUUGGCUUAGCAGAUUCUGGUGUAUUUUAUCAGUUAGAAGAUAGAGAUCGGUACCUCUAUUCUUUCCUUCAUCUUACAAUUCAAGAGUUUCUAGCUGCACUACAUGUGGUUGAUGAUAUUAGAAAUGUUGAAACAUUUUUAUCUGAUCACAUUGAUGAACCCAGGUGGCAUUUGGUGAUCCAGUUUGUAGCUGGAUUACUUGCAGAUAGGAUGGUGGGGUCAAGGUCAGCAGAGCUAGAAGACAAUGAACUGAAUGAAGUGAUUGAACGUACAUGCAAAAGAUUUCAAGACUGGAUGCCAAAGAAACGACGUAUUGACGAGAGUAAUGACAAAGGUUUACUCGUGAUAAAAAGUGUUUGGGAAAUGCAAGAAGAUCGCGUCAUGAAAAUGAUUUCAUCGUUUGCGUCUGAGGAUGAUCAUGAAACAUUUACUUUGCAUGGAUUAAAUAUUGCACCAGCAGAAUCUAUGGCUUUGUUCAAAUUUUUAAGCCACAUCAAGAACUUGAAAAAGCUUGAAAUCACUCAUUGUACUGUGACGAACAUUACUAUCCGUGAAUUGGCUGAGUUUUUGAAGAAAGAUAACCAUGACCUGGAGAGUGACAACUGUGAACUUACUGAACUAAAUGUAAGUGGCAAUGAUUUAACAACUGAAGGUGCUAAAUAUUUAAGUGAUGCUUUGAAGAAUGACAACUGUAAACUUACUAAACUAGAUGUAAGUGGCAAUGAUUUAAAAACUGAAGCUGCUAAAUAUUUAAGUGAUGCUUUGAAGAGUGACAACUGUAAACUUACUGAACUAUAUGUAAGUGUCAAUGAUUUAAAAACUGAAGGUGUUAAAUAUUUAAGUGAUGCUGAUGCUUUAAAGAAUGACAACUGUAAACUUACUGUACUAGAUGUAAGCCACAAUGAUUUAAAAACUGAAGGUGCUAAAUAUUUAAGUGAUGCUAAAUAUUUAAGUGAUGCUUUGAAGAAUGACAACUGUAAACUUACUAAACUAAAUGUAAGUAACAAUGAUUUAAAAACUGAAGAUAUUAAAAGUUUAAGUGAUGCUAAGAGUGACAACUGCAAACUGUUUUACUAAAUGUAAAGUCGUAAUGGCUGCAAUCUUGUAAAAUGCGUCAAAUGUUUUUGUUAAGCUGUAUAUAACAGGCAAAUCAUAUUAAUAUUUUUCUACACGACACAUUGGUUAUUUUACUCUCAUAGUUUUUUAUACGAGCAAAUGUUAUUUGAAAUGUUUUUUGUGGAAUAUAUUUUGCCUGUGUUGAUGAGAAGUUUAUGAGAAAUUUAUGUUGGAUUUUUUUACCAAUAAAUUUAGUAAAUCAGUUUGCAUUUCCACUGUUUAAAAAGUCAAUCAGUGUUUGUAGUUUCUGACAAGGUUUUUAUUGCUUUGUAAAUAGUUUCUUGAUUGUAUAUGAUUGUAAUUCUAAUAAUUUGUAUUUUGUAGUUUAAAUAAUUUGUAAGGUAGAUUUCUUUAAAUAAACGCACUGAACAGUUGUAUGUUUAACAUA